This is a messenger RNA of Amoebophrya sp. A120, 2290 nucleotides long. The record is from the annotation of a GenBank genome assembly. NCBI's taxonomy places the organism in Eukaryota, Dinophyceae, Syndiniales, Amoebophryaceae.
UUUUGUCUAUCGCGAACAGCAGCAGCAAAAUCAGCAACAAUUUUCCAACUACAACACCACUUGUAUGUACAAUUUUAGCCUAGUUCCACUUUGUAUAAUAACAAUAAUCAACUAAAAACGAAGACGCAUCGCAACCGUUUAAAAAUACGGCCACCGACCUGGAAAGUUCGGUUGUACCGCGACAUUUUUUUGGCACGACUUUUUUUUCGGGCCGGAAAGGAACUCCACGACCCGUUUGAAAUUUAAUCAAAAAGCACGUCGAAACGAAGUAAACAUACACAAAUCUCAACAAACGCAUAGCGUAGAGACAGUACAUAGUCCAACAAGACAGAGCGAGUGAUUUUUCUUGAAAUAGCGAAGAAGUAGUCACCACAUAAACGAAAAUGCCGAAGUUGUCCCAGGAAAUCUGCAAAGAGUUGGUGGAAAAUGCCAACAAGAUCGCGGCCCCGGGCAAGGGAAUUCUGGCGGCAGACGAGUCAACCGGGACCAUUGGAAAGCGCUUCGACUCCGUUGGCGUGGAAAACAGCGAAGCCAACCGGAGCUUCUACCGAGGAUUGCUUUUCACCACGAAAGGUAGCGAAUUUCAAUCUUUCGUGCGUCUUUUUUUUAGUAAUGCAACACCAUCUUGCGACAUGAUUGGUUGCAGGCAAUCUCAUUCUGUUGAUCUUCGUGAUAUGCAAGCACAACAACAUUCUAGGUGUCGGCGAGUACAUUUCCGGUGCGAUUCUGUACGAAGAGACUCUGUACCAGAAGGAUCCGAGCGGCGUUCCGAUGACCGAGCUUUUGGCGGCUGAGGGCAUCUUGCCAGGUAAAACCGUAAAGGAUAAGAAUGAUCCUCACCACGAAGAUGAAGAUGUAAUCACAAUGAUAACUCGUAUUGCAUGCAGCUGUAAAGGAGGUAAACAUGUUUUUCUUCCGUUCCUCAAGGAAGCGGAGGACCUGUGCAGCCUGCCUUUGAGCUUUAGUUGCCUCUCCGCAUCACUAUAUCUACACACGUUCUCCUUAUCCAGGUAUCAAGGUCGACAAGGGCUUGGUGGAUUUGAUGGGGACCGAUGGUGAGAAGAGCACCCAGGGCCUCGACGGCCUUUCCAAGCGGUGCGCGGACUACUACAAGGCGGGUGCGCGCUUCGCCAAGUGGCGCGCAGUCCUCACGAUUGACCAGGCCACUGGUAAGGUUGUUUGCUGUAAGUGUAGUACCUGCUUCAUCGCAUCGAAAUUUAUUUCGACUUGUUCUCCUCUUGUUGCAGCAUGGUCAUCACGAAGAUCCUUGCACGAACACCAUGCAAACACACCAGCAGGGGAAUAUUUGCAUUGUCACGAAUAUUAACAAUCAGGCAAGCCGUCCAACCUGAGCAUACAAGAGACCGCGCACACUUUGGCCCGGUACGCCUCUAUCUGCCAGGAAAACAAAAUUGUCCCCAUCGUCGAGCCGGAAAUUAUGCAGGACGGGUCCCACAGCAUCGAGGUUGCCGCUGAGACCACAGAGAAGGUAUAGUGGUGACUGCUGUAUGUUUUGUUCUUCAGGCUUGUAUCACGAAGGUGGCUAAGCAGGGCGCUUCAAAAAAAAGGAAGCUCGAAUGCAUUUUUUUUGCGAUCAUGGUUUGUGAACGAUAAAAACACUUGCAACAUCAUCAUGAAAAAAAAGGUCCUUGCCGCCACCUUCAAGGCCCUCGCAGACCACAAGAUUCUCCUCGAGGGCUGCCUUCUGAAGCCGAACAUGGUCACCCCGGGCUCUGAAAACCCGAACUGGAACACGGAAGAAAUCGCCUACAUGACCGUCCGUACCCUGCAGCGCACGGUAUUUGAUUUUGGUUUUGCAAGGUUUGCAUCACAAUCUGCAUGGCAUUCACAAGCACAAGUUUGUUCAGCAUGUCAAAUGGCUGAAACAAACCAGCUGCCAUGCAUGUGUACUAGUAAUACAAACGCAUUCUCGUUCUUGCAUCCUCCGCAAUACAAGCUCCAUGCGAUACCACUACAACAGGUGCCCCCGGCGCUGGUCGGCGUGAUGUUCCUGUCCGGUGGACAAUCGGAGGAGGACGCUUCCCUGAACCUGAACGCGAUGAAUGCGUUGAAGAUGAAAAAGCCCUGGGCCCUGUCCUUCUCCUACGGGCGCGCGUUGCAGGCGACCGUGCUGAAAACCUGGGCGGGCAACCCGGCCAACAAGGAGGCCGCGCAGGCGGCGUUGAUGGUCCGGGCGAAGGCCAACAGCGAGGCCCAGUUGGGCAAGUACGCGGGAUCUAAGGACGGCGCGGGCAAGGAAUCCCUCUUCGUCAAGGGGUACGUGUACUAA